UGAUAUAACCUAACUAUAUUUGUAGGUUAAUUAAGUGUCAAAAUUAAUAAUUUAAUAAUUUUGGGUUUAUUUAUAAUAUUUUUUGCAACUAAUUUUGAAGGUUUCAAUUUUUUACAUAAUUUAAAGCAAGGUUAUGAAAUUUGAUUAAAGAUUAAAAUAUAAAUAAAAAAAGUAAUGAAGGGGCCCAUAAAGAAUUCUUAACGGAUCGAGACUGCGCAAAAGAAACCGAAAAGUGACUCUAACCGACACUGGAACGAAUAAAUAUAAACUACUUGACGAGCUCUUAAUCCAAUACAGUCGAUUUCAACGUUUCAGCGUGUUCACCACACAUUUUUAAAAUCAUUCUUAAACGAUGGGUAUUAUAUUAUCAUACGUAAGAGGUGGAAAUAACGAACCCGACCCAAUAACCGGGUUAACACCGCGAGAAAAAUCUUUAGUUGCGUCUUCUUGGGGCUUAGUCAAAAAAGAUAUCUCAGAAAACGGAGCUGAAUUAUUUAUAAGAUUUUUCACUCGCAAACCAGAGUAUCAAAAUUAUUUCCCCUUUCGUGAUGUCCCAUUAGCUGAUUUAAAGGAUAAUCCAAAAUUAAGGGCACAUUCUUUAAGUGUAAUGUACGCGAUUUCUUCAGUAAUUGAUUCGUUGGAUGAGGGGCCAAUUUUGGUUAAUUUGUUACAAAAAACAGGAGAUAAUCACGGAAAAAGAAAAAUUCCUUUGGAAUCAUUCGAUGAAUUAAAAAUAGUGAUGUUGGAGCUUUUACAAGCAAAGCUCGGGAAUAAAUUAUCGAAAGAAGGGCUCGAUGCUUGGGAUAAAACCUUAACGGUAGCUUUUAAAGUUGUUGUUGAUGCUUUGAAAGAAGCUGCGAAGUGAGAAAAGUACCUAAAGAGCCUAAAGAGUAAAGAGAUAUAAUCAAAAGACUAAUUUUAACAUAACCUCAAAAAAUCAUUUAAUUAAUUUUUAAUUACUUAUAACAUUAAAAAUAAAAAGAUUUUUUUGUUUUUC
This is a messenger RNA of Onthophagus taurus, 997 nucleotides long. Its product is annotated as globin. The record is from RefSeq and is a predicted model, not a curated record. Gene Ontology annotation, molecular function: oxygen binding; heme binding. Lineage: Eukaryota; Metazoa; Arthropoda; Insecta; Coleoptera; Scarabaeidae.